Molecule: messenger RNA, 4395 nt
Organism: Tyto alba (common barn owl)
Lineage: Eukaryota; Metazoa; Chordata; Aves; Strigiformes; Tytonidae
Gene: SCMH1
Product: Scm polycomb group protein homolog 1
Exons: 17
Coding region: 379-2463 (694 amino acids)
Biological process (GO): regulation of DNA-templated transcription
Cellular component (GO): nucleus
Molecular function (GO): protein binding
Source: RefSeq, a predicted model, not a curated record
UUCCCUGCGCAGCGGAAACAUGGCGGCGGCGAGGCACUGAGCAGCCCCCGCGCUCGGCGGCCGCGCAGACUCAUCCUGAGCAAAACUUCAAGAAUUUGGCUGUGAACUGAAGGAAAAGAUGAACGUCCGUUUUGCUGCCUUUGCUGCUUUCAUGGCAGCCUCGUCCAACAGGCCAGAUGGACGGGGUGACGUCUUAAGCUGCUGUAGAGCAAUCUACCAGCACUCAUCUUCCUGAAAUCUGACUUUAUCAGCAGUGGAAUGAUGGGGAACUAGAGCCCAUGACAGUUCAGUGGAGCCGUUGGCACUUUUGAUAUCUUGACAUCUUCAGUUAUCCAAAAGCAAGCCAGUCCCAGGAUAAGGACAGCAGCAGGUGAUAUAAUGCGGAAACCAGGCCCUCAGAAAGCCAUAGACUGGAAAGAUGGUAAAAAGCACAAGUACGGCCGCCUGUCAGAGUCUCCAUCCCAGUACCAAGGUCACUUCACCUGGGAGAAAUACCUGAAGGAGACAUGUGCCAUCCCAGCUCCUGCCCAUUGCUUCAAGCAGUCAUACACUCCCCCUGCAAAUGAAUUCAAGAUCAGUAUGAAACUAGAAGCCCAGGACCCCAGGAACACAACCUCCACUUGCAUUGCCACGGUGGUGGGCCUGACAGGCGCACGCCUCCGCCUGCGCCUUGAUGGCAGCGAUAACAAAAAUGACUUCUGGCGGCUGGUGGAUUCUGCUGAAAUCCAGCCAAUAGGAAACUGUGAGAAGAACGGAGGGAUGCUGCAGCCUCCACUGGGCUUUCGGCUGAAUGCCUCUUCUUGGCCCAUGUUCCUUCUGAAGACUCUGAAUGGAGCAGAGAUGGCUCCUGUCCGGAUUUUUCACAAGGAACCACCAUCUCCAUCCCAAAACUUCUUCAAGACAGGUAUGAAGCUGGAGGCAGUGGACAGGAAGAACCCUCACUUCAUCUGCCCGGCCACCAUUGGGGAGGUGAGAGGUUCUGAGGUCCUCAUAACAUUUGAUGGCUGGAGAGGUGCCUUCGAUUACUGGUGCCGAUAUGAUUCCCGGGACAUCUUUCCCGUAGGCUGGUGCUCGCUGACUGGAGAUAAUCUGCAGCCCCCUGGAACAAAAGUUGUGAUUCCAAAGAGCCCUUUACCUGCCUCCGAAGUAAACUCGGAGAAACCUAGCAUGCACAGUAGCACAAAGACUGUUUUGGGGCAUCAACAAGGGCAAAGGCGUCGCAAAACAGGGAAGAAGCGUGGUCGAACGACCAAAGCGCUAAUCCAUCACCCCAUGCCUACACCCUCCAAGUCAGUGGAGCCUUUGAAAUUCCCCAGAAAGAGAGGCCCCAAGCCUGGCAGUAAGAGGAAACCUAGGACAUUGCUGAACCCAGCACCCACCUCUCCAACAACCAGUACCCCAGAACCAGACACAAGCACUGUUCCCCAGGAUGCUGCUACAAUCCCCAGCUCUGCCAUGCAGGCUCCCACAGUUUGCAUUUAUUUGAACAAGAACGGCAGCACUGGGCCCCACCUAGACAAGAAGAAAGUUCAGCAGCUGCCAGACCAUUUUGGACCAGCUCGAGCUUCUGUUGUCCUGCAGCAAGCAGUACAGGCCUGCAUUGAUUGCGCUUAUCAUCAGAAAACAGUCUUCUCCUUCUUAAAACAAGGCCACGGGGGAGAGGUCAUCUCAGCUGUGUUUGAUCGGGAACAGCACACUCUGAACCUGCCAGCAGUAAACAGUAUCACCUACGUCCUCCGCUUCCUGGAGAAGCUCUGCCACAAUCUUCGCAGUGACAACCUCUUUGGGAACCAGCCUUUCACUCAGAACAGCCACAUGCAGCGCUCACACGAGUACGACCACGACAGGUAUCUACCAGACAGAAGCAGUUCGUUAGACGGCACUCUGCAGGGACCAGGCCGGGGUACAAAGCGAUAUUCCCAAGAUUCCCCUCCAUACAGUGCUCCUCUCUCCCCCAAGUUACCAAAGAAUGACCGUCACCCUUUGGAAGGUGAAACCUUUGUUCUGGGAGAUGGCCUCCCAGGGCCCUUGGAGCCUCGCCUGGACCCCAUGGACUCUGCCUUGAACUCUGUCAAUUCAUCCAGCCACAGCAGGAGCUCCAGAGACUAUCGCCUGCAAGGAUACAGGCACCUGCACCAACCCUCUAGCCUCACCCAGGGCAGUACCUCUGCCUUGCGUAGGCUUAGCUCUGGGGGUUCCGAUAGAUACCUUGGAUCUCGAGACGUCUCACGGCUCAGCAGCCGCGACCCUUCGUCCUGGACGGUGGAGGAGGUGAUGCAGUUCAUACGAGAAUCAGAUCCACAGCUGGGACCCCAUGCUGACCUCUUUCGAAAGCAUGAGAUCGAUGGGAAAGCCCUGCUUUUGCUGCGAAGUGACAUGAUGAUGAAGUACAUGGGGCUGAAGCUGGGGCCAGCCCUGAAGCUCACUUACCACAUCGACAAGCUAAAGCAAGGCAAGUUCUGAGAGGACGCUUGGCAGGGCGGAUCCUGGAAGCUCCGCUCCCGGCCAUCCAUACCCACGCUCGCCUGCCAACAGGUACGCAUGCACACACACCCACUCACGCCGCAGACGGACGCCUCGCUGACACCCCAGCCCCGCUGCAGGGACCCCCCCGGCCCCCCGCCCGCGGCCAGGCGCGGGCGGCACUCGGGCAGAGGCUGGCGCGCCGUUGGCCCCGGGGCUUGGCAGAGGACUGGAGCCGUGGGCGUGCUGCUGGAAGCGGAGCCUCUCUCCCUGCUGCCCAGCCGGCGUUUCUCCGUGGGGCUCCCAGUCCCGCUUCCCCGGGAUGGAGCAGCAGCUCUGGGCAGGGACUGGGCGCUCGCCCUGGGCUCAUCUCCCUCGCGCUGUGACUCGGGCGCUCCCAGCCUCGCCUGCUCAGGGCUGCCCUCGGCUCCCAUCCCGUCGGGGGGGCAGCGGGCUGGAUGCUUUGUGCUUCGCGGGGCGGCUGGGGGGACGGUGCCCCCGACCCGCGCUUGGCUCCCGCAGCGCCUGGGUGAGCUCCGAGCGACGGCCACCCCCAGCCCUGUUCUUCCACGCCUGGCGGGAGCCCGGCUGCCCAGCCCUGGGGCCCCCCGCAUCCCCAGCUCUGCCCCUCAGCUCCCAGCCUUCCUCCAGCUGCGGAUGCUGGGCCGGGGAUGGAGCCCUUUGUAUUUAUUUCUGAGUGGGGAGGCCGUGUGGCAGCACCCAGCGCUGCCUGGGAGCGUGGAGUGAGCUGAGGAGCGUGGCUGGGUCUGACGUUCCUGUGGUGAGGAUGGGCCUGGGUCGGCACCAGAGGCUGGCUGGAUGCUGUAGGACUCGACUGAUCCUUCUCUCCUUUUUUUUGAGUUUUUUUUUUUUUUUUUUUUUAUUUUUUUAUAAGGAGUUGUCUGUUUAAAACGAUGAAAUGAUUUUUCUACCUGUCGUUAAACUUGCAACUCUUGGAGAUUAACAGCCGGAGAUGCAAAGGUUCGUCUUCCCAGGGGCCCUCCCAGUCCUCUGGAGUUUUGGUCCGUCCCAGCUCAGCGCGUACAAGAGGGUGUUGGCUCUGGCAAGUCAGAGGGUCCCGGCACGGCACGGUGACCUGUCCUUGCGUUGCUCCUCCUGCAAGGGCUUGGCCCUGCCCGCUGGCACCUGUUUGUUUCAGACAGUCUAAUGUAUUUAUUUUUGAUGGCACUUGAGCGGUAACUUGCUGUCCCAGACGUGUUACUGCAGCUGUGAGAGGAGUUUCGGAGCGGAGGCCGCCCCGCCGUGUCCCCGGGGCAGCAGGGGCAGCGUCACCCGCCGGGGCUGGGACCAGCUGGGGAAGGGCGGGGGGCGAGAGGCGAGGGCUGGCGCCCACGGGUGCCCACCCACCCACCCCCCCCAGCCGGCUCCCACCCUCCCACACGCUGCCCUUCCGCAGUGCCCCAAGGGCCGGGCCGGGCAGCUCGGCUGCAAGCACUUCUUUCUCCCCCGUGUUCAGCUCACCCUCUGCGCAUCCAGAGCAAUGGCUCGCACCCUCUUCCCUGCCACCCUUGAGGGCCCUGGCCAGCCGCAGAGCGGGCCCCCGUGGCAAACAACCCUCCAGUCUCUUGCACUGGGUCAGGUUUACCCCUAAGGGGAAAAGUUGCAAAAAAGAAGAAAAAAAAAAAAAAAAAAAAAAAAACCCACAACCCCAAAGUAAUAAAAAAGCUCUUUGUUAUAGAGCAAAGGCUGUGCUGCAGUCCCGGCCGCUGCAGCAGUGUGGGCGGAGGGAGGUGGGGCUCUGGCCACUCGCUGAGCCCCAUCGCUCACAGCAUUGGCCCGGGGACACCCCUCGUUUAUACCCGACGCUGAUCCCGCUGCAGACAGGUCCCCGUGCCGGGGUCAGCCAGUGCUUUCCUCUGCACUUAUUUUACGUUGAUUUGUUUAUAAAUAAAAGGAUAACUGCGUUCCGCA